This is a messenger RNA of Manihot esculenta (cassava), 1888 nucleotides long. Its product is annotated as protein IQ-DOMAIN 21. NCBI's taxonomy places the organism in Eukaryota, Viridiplantae, Streptophyta, Magnoliopsida, Malpighiales, Euphorbiaceae. The transcript has 5 exons. The record is from RefSeq and is a predicted model, not a curated record. Gene Ontology annotation, molecular function: protein binding. The coding region runs from base 286 to 1680 and encodes 464 amino acids.
UGGCAGUUAUUUCUCUAACCUCUUUCCUCUCUCUUUUUCUCUCUCACUCUCUCUCUCGCAACUUUCAUAACUCUCUCCUUAACUGGUAACGCUAGAAUCUUCUCUUUCUUUCUUCACAGUUCACCUAGUUUCAGAGCUUUGAUCUUUCUGUUACUUGCUCGAUCAAUUGAAUCUCCACGAACAAAACCGAUGAACGUAAAAUGAUCGAACGAGGAUGUGAAACUUCCACGGUUUUCAUCCAAAUUUUCUCGCAUAAUCGCUCUCAGCUGAUCUCUUUCGCCGGAGAUGGGGAAGAAAGGAGGUGGUUGGUUUUCAUCAGUGAAGAAAGUGUUCAAAUCGUCUUCUAAUCAUAAGAAAUUACCAGAGAAAAAGAAAGACAACGCAGAGAAAUGGCAACAUGAGGCUCCGGAGGUUGUGUCAUUUGAACAUUUUCCUUCCCCUGAUGCCACUAAUGAAGGCAGCACGGCAUCAAGUCCAGUGACUGAAGAUAGAAAUCAUGCCAUUGCAGUUGCAGUGGCAACUGCAGCGGCCGCAGAAGCUGCGGUUGCAGCUGCACAAGCAGCAGCUAAAGUUGUUCGACUGGCUGGCUAUGGACGUCAUUCCAAGGAAGAAAGAGCUGCUACUCUUAUACAGUCAUACUACAGAGGCUACCUUGCUCGGCGUGCCUUGCGUGCGUUGAAGGGACUAGUGAGGCUACAAGCACUUGUGAGAGGCCACAACGUACGCAAGCAAGCACAGAUGACAAUGAGGUGUAUGCAGGCACUUGUACGUGUGCAGGCAAGAGCGAGAGCCCGCAAACUUCAACUGGCUCAUGAGAAGCUUGAAAAGAAGGUUGAGGAAGAAGAAGAAUUGGAAGGACGAAGGAGAUCGGUGGAUGGAGUAAAUUAUCCCAGGAGCCCAUUACAGAGUUAUAGAACAGAAGGUUGGGAUAACGGGCAUCAAAGUUAUGAGAGAAUCAAGGAAAGUACUUCAAGGAAACAAGAUGCUGUCGUGAAGAGGGAGAGAGCCCUUGCUUAUGCUUAUGCAUAUCAGCAACAACAGCAACAUCAACUCAUGCAAUCUGACCCAAAUGGCAAAAAGAGAGUAUUUUAUGCAAAUGAAAGGGAGAAGAUGCAAUGGGAUUGGAAUUGGCUCGAGCGGUGGAUGUCAUCACAACCAUACCAUGCACGUUAUUUGGGGCCAAACGAAGCAUCUUAUGUGCCGCUGACCACCACUACAACCACCACAGAUGACAUGUCUGAGAAAACAUUAGAAAUGGAUGGGGUCGCUCCACCAGGCAUGGGCAACGUCAACGAUGGCCUAGCGGACACAUCUCCGUACCCAUCUAAGCAUCAAAGACAAUCAAGCUUAAGCACCCAUGUCCCUAGCUACAUGGCUUCAACCCAGUCUGCCAAGGCCAAGCUACGUGGUCAGGGCAUGGUCAAACAGCGUGGAUCCUAUGUGCCUCAAUGGAACUCAUCCACAAGGAAAGGUUCAAUUGGUGGAUCGGGUUGUGACUCCUCAAGUUCAGGUGGAGGAACAGCUGGUUACCAGGCUCCAAGGAGCCCAAACCCCAAGGGUAAUGGGAUGCGCCCCCAGUCAAGACGGAUUGCAGGUUAUAGCCCAGACUCCUACGGUGGUGGAGAGGAUUGGAGGUUGUCUCCCAUUGAUGGUCAUGCUUGGAGGCAUGAUUUUAGUUGAUGAGUGGUAUAUGGAGUUUUUUGUUGAGUAUUUAUACGUAAGUUAUCAUUGAUUGAUGUUUGGCAUUUGUGAUAAGAUUUACCAGUCUCUGAGGCUUGGUAACUAUAUAUAUGUUUGGGUGCAAGAACUCAUAUGCGCUUAUGUUCAUUUUGAUUAUUUAUGAUCCUACAUUGGCACUGCUAUUUUAUUAAUCAACCAUUCAACUCAA